UGGCUGGUAUCAAAAAGACACGUGGAGAAAAGCUUGGAGUUUUUCAGCAAUGAAAUUUUAAUUAAUGUGGGUGGGCUGAGAACACAACGAUUGUUUAUCAUAGACAAUUUAUUUUCCAGUGCUAAGUCAACAUAUAAUAGCAAACUUACAACAAUUAUUUAACAUUUUUAAAGGCAUGAAGAAGGGACACAGCGAGAGCUGGCUGGGGAAAGAGGCAGAGCUGGAGGGAGCUAGAGCUGCAGGCUCGCGGCUGGCUCUCCCGGGCGUGGGGAACCUCUCCCUGGCUCGCCCUCGCCUUCUCCCUGCGGGACAGCCUGGAGCUCUCUUAGCCUCGCCAUGACCCACCUCUACAACCAUCACCUACCUCCUCUGGUCAGCCCCUCGGUGUUGUACGUGUACGGCCCCGAGCGGCCCGGGCUGCCCCUGGGCUUCUCUCCUCCCGCUACUCUGGUUGGAGCCAGUCGGGCCGAGCCCCCCCAGAAGCCUCCCUACAGCUACAUCGCCCUUAUCGCCAUGGCCAUCAAAGACGCCCCAGAUCAGAGGGUCACGCUCAACGGCAUCUACCAGUUCAUCAUGGACCGUUUUCCGUUCUAUCACGACAACAAGCAGGGCUGGCAGAACAGCAUCCGCCACAACUUGUCUCUCAAUGACUGCUUCGUCAAGGUGCCCCGGGAGAAGGGCCGCCCCGGCAAAGGCAGCUACUGGACCCUGGACCCCCGCUGUCUGGACAUGUUUGAGCACGGCAACUACAGACGGCGGAAGAGGAAGCCCAAGCCGGGCCCCGGGGUCCAGGAGGCCAAGAGAGGCAAAGGGGAGGCGGAGGAGGCCGGAGCCCAGGUGGGCCGCAGAGGCAGGCUGGAGGAAAGGGAAGACAGCACUGCAGCAACUGGGGGAGGAGGGGAAAGUGAAGUAGGAGGAGGGGAAGGAAGAAGAGGAGGGAGAGGAGGGAGAGAAGGAGGUGAAGAGAGAAGAGAAGGAAGUAGUGAGGACUAUGUGCCUAGCCCAAAAGGAGCUUCCCAGGGGCAUGCUGCCUUGGCCCCCACUCACCCCUCCACCAGAUGCUCUGCCCCCCUCUGCUGGCCCAGCCCUGGCCUCCUUUCCGUGGUCCCCAACGACGCCGCCCAGGACAGUAUCCAGCGAGAUGCUGCUAUCUCAGGCCAGUCUAGCGGACAGCCAGAUGAGAGCACAGCUACAUUGGGCUCUCCUCCGACCCCUGGCCCGCGAGACACGGACCCGGAGGACCCUGCCCCUCCAAAAAACGACGACAAGCCCAAGAGUUUCAGCAUAGACAGUAUCCUGGCCCGGACACAGAGCCAGAAGCCAGCCAGAGGGGGAGAGCUGGCCGGGGCAGCCAAACAUGCCGGGGAGUCGCUAUCCGGGGGAUGCUUCAGCUCUGCCCUCUUUGCUAGCUCUCCCGGUCUCUGCCCGACUUUCAGUAGCUCCCUGAUGCUCGAUUCUCAAGUUCAAGGGCGACUUUACCAGCUGGGGAUCCCUCUUCUGUCAUAUUUCCCGCUCCAACUCUCUGACGCUGUAUUUAAUUUCCAGUAAUAAGAACAGAGGCGGGUUUAUUUUUUCUCUUUCUGUCUCCUCGAAGCCUGGAACCUGUCGCUUGCAAGGGACGCCAGCGACUGACCACCGAAGCGGGUGUAAAGCAUAUUAUUUUAACUUUGCUUGUUUAUUUGUUUGAAAGGCAUUUGCCAACCUGUCCGUUCAGGGAAGUUUCAGCGACUCCUACGUGGAGAUGUAACGGCUCAAGAAAUUCUCCCAUUCUGGGCUGGCUGGUUUAUCUUUUGUAAUCCGAAUCCCUGUUCUCUGCACCCUUCCUCCCUUUACUGCUAAGAUUUUGAAUGUUUUUAAACCCAAUUCCAAGAGGCUGAUGUUUGCUGUUCUCCCCUCCGUCCCCACCCCGUCCCUCUGAAAGUUUUAUUAUAGGCUACCAAGAGACAGCACGCACACCCAAGACCAUAUAAGUCUAUCUCAAAGCUACAGUUUAGGUCUCGAAUAAUCCCACUCCCUGGCCUCCCCUCCCCGCUACUCCCACCCCUUGCCCUUGCUUCCGGACCACUUAGGUAUGAAACAGACUAUAAAACAGAAUGCAGUUGUAGCACAAUAUGGAUCAGGGAGCCAAGACAACUUCAAGUUCAACUGUAGGUUCCCACUGGCCUAGGGGAUUUAGGGCUGUUUAUAGAACAGGUCAGCUGGGCUGACUUCGUGGGCCGCUUGGGUGGCGAGUGUAUCAGGCUGAAGGUGCCACUCACUGAAACAGGUCCCACAGAAAACUCCGCUUGUUUGGAGCCGAUUUACGACAGAUGUUAAGGUGGAAGUUGUCAUCUUACCAUUUGGACAACAACCAAGAUCAGUCACGACUUUUAUAGGGCUGUUUCCUUUCUUUCCAGAUAUAGGGUUCAAGGAACAUGUUUUAUUUCUGCUAUAAAUAGUGGACUUUUUUUUUUUAUAAUCGUAACUGACCUUUGAAAACUUCUAUAUUAGCAACCUUCACUAUAAAUGUGCACUCCAGCCAAUAAAAUGUUUUGUCCAUUUAUACAAAUGCAUUAUUGAAUACCCAUUUUGUUGUUUCUGCAACUAGAAGUAGUCAUUUAAUGCACUGUUAUUUUUGUUUGGCUUUCAAAAACAUUUCAAGGGACUCCUGAAGAAGGGGAGGGGAGAGAAGGUGCCUCAUAUCAUGCCAGAUUCACUUUUUUUAAAAAAAGAUCUAGGAAUUUUUUAUAUUGUUUCUGAAUCUGGUAAUAAAAAGGCUUACAUUUUUGUUAAACAAGUUGACAUAUAUACAGAGAGAAUUAAAGAGAGACAGAUGGAGAAACACAAAAAAGCAAUACUGAGGAAUGUGAGAGUGAGUGAGAAAAAGAAAGA
Phascolarctos cinereus (koala) is the source of this 2871-nucleotide messenger RNA. NCBI's taxonomy places the organism in Eukaryota, Metazoa, Chordata, Mammalia, Diprotodontia, Phascolarctidae. The record is from RefSeq and is a predicted model, not a curated record.